This is a messenger RNA of Phyllopteryx taeniolatus (common seadragon), 3544 nucleotides long. It is a transcript of the gene dennd11, whose product is annotated as DENN domain containing 11. Lineage: Eukaryota; Metazoa; Chordata; Actinopteri; Syngnathiformes; Syngnathidae. Gene Ontology annotation, cellular component: cytoplasm. The record is from RefSeq and is a predicted model, not a curated record. Bases 9 to 1502 code for a protein of 497 amino acids. The transcript is spliced from 9 exons.
GCGGCACCAUGGUCGAGCAGUCGGACCGAGCCCCGCUGCUGGACUGGGAGGAGAUCCCACCGUCUGACCCGAACCAGGCGGCUCCGUCGCCACCUGCGCCGCCGAAGGAAAAGGAGGCCGCGACGUCGGGAAAGAAAACUUCGACACGAGUCUGCCUCGCGGUGACAGAAAUUGGCAGGAGGGACGACAAUUCCACCACCACCACCACCAAGGCCGUCGUCACCUGCCGCCCGACAGCUGUUGUUGACGACCGGGAGAGAAGCCCGAUGGGCCGGGAGAAGCACACCGGCCACAUGCGGUGUCAGCCGGCACCUCCCUUCCCGGAUGUGACUGUGAGAGAUCAGUGGGAAGAGAAAGAUCACAUCCUGGCUGUCUUUGUGGUCACCUUUAAUUCACGAUCAGGAAACAUGGUAGAGUGGUGCCUACCUCAUGACAUCAACCUAGAUGGAGUCGAAUUCAAGGCAAUGGCCAGUGGUUCCCAUAGGGUUACUAACGACUUUAUAUAUUUCCGUAAAGGCUGUUACUUUGGGCUGGCCUGCUUUGCUAACAUGCCGGUCGACAACGAGCUGGAACGAGGAGCCAGGAUGAAGUCUGUGGGAAUUCUGUCUCCUUCCUACACGCUGCUGUACCGCUACAUGCACUUCCUGGAGAACCAAGUCAGACUCCAGUUAAAAAAUCCAGGCCAUUAUUCUCCAUUGGAGGCCUUCUACGAGGACAAGAAGGCCAUCCUUCCGCCGACAGGAAAUGGCAGCUUCACUGUUUGCCCUACCUGGAGUGUGACCACCAUCAACCGCUGUAUGCAUCCCGAAAUGAAGAUCACUCACCCAGCUGGCUGCAUGUCUCAGUUUGUCCAGUUUUUUGGAGAGCACAUAAUGGUGCUGUGGAAGUUUGCACUGCUUCGGAAGCGCCUCCUCAUCUUCUCCCCACCACCUGUAGGCGUGGUCUGCUAUAGAGUUUACUGCUGUUGCACCCUGGCCAAUGUCUCUUUACCCGGAAUUGGAGUGUCUGUGCCUGAAUUGCGACCUUUCUUCUACAUCAACGUAGCUGACAUCCCUAAACUGGAAACAGAGAUGUCAUAUGUGGCCUGCACCACAGAAAAGAUUUUUGAGGAGAAAAAGGAACUGCACGAUCUGUACAUAGAUAACCAAAAUGUGAAAACACACAGGAGCCAUUUGGUGCCCCUGCUGCGACUGAAUGCUGCCGAUAAGGAGAGGUACAGGAAACUGAGCGAACAGAGGCAAAUGUUGCUGUACUCUCAGGAGGUGGAUGGAGACUGCACGUCAAAUGAGGAGGAUCUUUUCAUUGUGUUCUUCAUGGAGCUUAAUAACCGCAUCUUCCAGAUCCUGUCAGAGGUUGCAGGGAGCGCCGAUCCCACCCUGACGGCAGAGCAUGUGAGGGCCAUGGGGCUGGAUCCCCAGGGCGAUCGAUGCUUCCUGGUGGAGCUGCUGGAGUUGUACGGCCUUGACGUCACUCUGGUUAUAGACAACCUCUGCUGCCACUAGCCUUGGAAGUACAGGAAUACACUGGAUGUUGGUGACUGUAUGACACACAAACACACACCGAGACACUACUUUCACCUUGAGCCUUCAUCUGUUGCCUGCUUUGCCAUUGUCAAUCUUUGUUUUCUUUUGUGUACAUUGUGUCAUCUGGCUUUGUAAGGAGAAUGGACUGACUCCUGGCUGAUGGUGUUGUGCUCUUUUACCGGUCUUAUUACUGUACUCUUUUUGUUUGCGCUCACCUGACUUAAUUUCUUUUUUCAACACUGGAUAUGUGGUCGAUAAUAUUACGCUGUGGGUGCUUCCCUGUGCACCGAUACUUUGUUAGUGCUGGAAUGGAAUUGGAUUGUCAUUCUGCUGUGAUUCUUGGACAUUUGUGAGAGGAUUGACCACUCUUUGGCCUUUUACAAAAAAAAAAAACGAAGCAAUAGAAGUUUGCAUCUUUGUCUGCGAUUAGCCUUUCACGUUAUUGUAUUUCGUAAAUUGGGCGUUCACUUUUUGGCACCUUCAACAAGAGUUAGAUUUAUGAGUUAAAUUCUCAAUGAAUGUGAUUCUAUGACACAACGUUAUCAUAAAUGCUGCACCUUUUUGCGCUAUUUGCCACGGGACUGUUUUUUGAUGCACACGCUGAUCAUUCAUAUUACACGCUGACAAAAAAUCAUUCUACCGAAAGGGCACGUGUCAAACUUACGCCGAGAGGCCAGAUCCAGCCCACCACCUCAUUUUUUUUUAUGGCCCACGAAAGCAAAUCAAGUAUAUCUACUCCGUGUUUCUUGUUAAAUGGAUUUGUUCUUCCUUCAUUUUGGCAGAAAUAUGCGCCAAGAUUUCAGUUUUUAUUCACUUCUAGAGGUGAGCUUAUGGACAAAAAGAACAAUGAUGAAUGAUUUUUAUGGCAGAAACAUGCUCUGAUUUCAUCUUCUGUCCUGCUUACAUCACUACAUUCGAUUAAGGAUAGAAAUAGACUUCUCCAGGACCCUUCUAUCUGACACUGAGGAGAUUUGUUUUUGUCAUGUUGUUGGUAGGAUGUUAAUAGGUUUACUAAAACGGUUCUAAGGCUAGUUCAUCAGCGCCUCCAGCUUCUCAGAGCUUUUUGAAUGAAGAAUCCUUGAUGGCGUGCCAAAGAGAUCCUCCUUGUCUCUUUGUGACAAAGUUCUCUUUGUGUAGAGAAGCUAAGCAGAAGCUUUAACUCUUCCUUAUUGAUAUUCACGAAAUAAAAACCUUUGUCGCUUCUCUCCUUUCAUUGCCAUCUCAUUGAGUAAAUCCAAGUCUGGAGUGGGAUCAAGUGUGUUUGAACACUACUGGCACACUGUGGAAGUGAUCCAUCAUUGUCUGUCUAGAUAAUAAUUUUGUUCCAUGUUGGAACACUGCGGCUGGGGCUAGUAGAAAUUCGCAGAGGUGCUUCUCAAAUGUCUCAUUGACCUACGGCAAAAUGAGAGGCAUUCUAUCCAGCCUGAGAACUCCUGAUUUAGAAAGAUGUCAGCCUUAUUGCGGUUUUGACCCCCAUGCUUCCUAGUUUGGUUUAUUAAACAGCAAGUGCAAUUUGUAUUGUGCAUAUUUAAAAGAAGAAGAAAAGACUAUCACUUAAGGUUGUUUUUUUUUUUUUUUUUUUUUAAAUGGGGCCUUAAGGAAAUAUGACUUACGACACGGUCUGUUAUACUGUACGUGUUUGUCAAAAGAUACAUACAGUACUCCUCAGCACAUAUAAAUGAUCUGUUGCCUUGGACCAGUCUAUUUACUUUUCAGCAGCCUCCAACAUUAUUUGUAUUACUGGUGUACAUUAAUUGUCAGAGUGGGUGUACAUACACACAAAUACACAACUGUAUAACUCAUUAUACCAGCAUUAGCUACAAUUACUGUUUAUACAAUGUCUUACUCUGAAUGUCCAAAACAGCAAAACUAUUGCACACCAUGUACAUUUUCUACUUGACUGUAAAAUAUAUCAAGAAUAGUCACUGUAACUAAACCUUAAUAUACACAUGAAGUCAAUAGCAUGAGCAACUGUUAAUUUCACUGUACUUUGUAUGACAAUAAAACAUGGACUGAUUGUU